AUGAAAAAGCCGGCACCAAGACCCCAUCUCCUCCAUAAAAGCAGUGUCCAGAGACACUUGCCCGGCAGGGCCAGCCCAAAACCUGUCCAAGGACUCAACAAAACAUUUACCAGCCAUGCCCAAGCAUCCCACCUCACCCAGAACUGCACCCGACAACAAUGCCUGCGCGGCCGCAUGGACUCACAACCGUCGGUGAGUGCAGCCGUGAAAAACCGCGAGAGUGCCGCCGACCGUCAAGUACGCCCGAAAGAGAGGCGCGGCAAGCAGAGCCACCAGGAGGGGCGCCGCAGCAGAGCCGCCCCCCCCCCAAGAGACCAAAGAACACCCGCAAAACGGAGACCCGAGGCUCACAGCGCCAGAGGCAGAGCCCAGGAGGACUGUGGACCAGCGAGCAGCAAGGGAACAGCAGGCCAGGACAGCAAAGCCACGAGGAGCAAGAGAGAAAAGACGACCCGACAUGCGAAUCGACAAAACAAACGGGACUGA
Molecule: messenger RNA, 486 nt
Organism: Pelobates cultripes (western spadefoot toad)
Lineage: Eukaryota; Metazoa; Chordata; Amphibia; Anura; Pelobatidae
Source: the annotation of a GenBank genome assembly